Messenger RNA from Porites lobata, 7741 nucleotides. NCBI's taxonomy places the organism in Eukaryota, Metazoa, Cnidaria, Anthozoa, Scleractinia, Poritidae. The record is from the annotation of a GenBank genome assembly.
GAAAAUAAAAUCAGCCAGUUAAGAUGAAGAUUUCUUGUGCCUUUCUGAUUUGCCUGCUUUGCGUGGUGGCUGUGGUUUCGUCUUCAGGUAAAGAAGCAUGAAAAGUAUCCAAUUUUUCUUCGCUUAUACUAGAUAUAAACUAUAUUCAAUUCUGAAAAUGAAAAGUUUUUUUAGCCGAUCUGAUUUUUCUCCUUAAAUUUUCAGUGGUUCUUCUCCACCUCGGGUAUUCGUCAUUAGCAGUCUACCCUUGUCGAGUGGUAUUUGUUCUAAUCUUGCUGUCUUCCUCCAUUUUCUCGGCUAGCUCUACGCUGCCCAAAAAUUCUAAACCACCGCGCCGUGCGUCUCGCUUUCGUUCUAUCGACACAUGUCGUCAAACAUCUUCUUAAUUUGGUCAACAAAAAGAACUGGUUGUCACACUUAUGUCCAGAAAUGCAUGCAAUGGCGAAAAUAGCGAAACUGGCGAAAAAUCGCCAGCCGCUGACGAUUUGAAUUGGAUGCCAAAAGUGGCCCCUUGGAGGCUGGCGAUUUUGGCGAAAAUGGCGAUUUGGGCAAAAAUUGCCAUGCAUGCAAUGGCGAAAAUGGUGAAACUGGCGAAAAAUCACCAGCCUCUGGCGAUUUGAAUUGGAUGCCAAAAGUGGCCCCUUGGAGGCUGGUGAUUUUGGCGAAAAUGGCGAUUUUGGCGAAAAUGGCGAUUUUGGCAAAAAUCGCCAGAGGGCUGGCGAUAUGAGGCAAAAUAUUCAAACUGGAUGCCAAAAGUGGCCCCUUCAAAGUAGAUAACUAAAGAGGUCCUUAUAACUGUGAGGCAACAGUACUAAAAAAAAGUUCAAAUUACUUGCCUAAUAAGAGGCCCCAAUAACUGUGAGGCAACAUUUAUCAAAUACAACUGAAUCAAAUAUAUGACAAAACAGCUUUACCUAACUGUCAAAUAACAUUAUUUUAUCAAAUACAACUGAAUCAAAUAUAUCUGAAAACAACAAAUGGAAGUCGUUUCAGUUAAGCUAAUAUGUAUUUGUGCCAUGUACUUCACAGGUUAAGUAAACAUUUCCUUACUUUCGAUGUCGCUUGACUUACCAAAAGUGAUGUGAUGCGCUGAAAUAUCACACUAGCAUCAUUUGCUUUUGUAUGGUUCAUUCCUUUCAAAGACUUACAAGUCCACUAAUUACUCGAGGAGAGAACUACCAAGUCCUUGAAAUCAUAAUAAUUCCUUGCCAUGGACACUCUAACUUUUGAGGUUCGAUGUAGACCUUAACAAUCCUCACUGGUUACAAUUCUCUUCACAUUGGUUCCAUUAAAUUGUGAGGCAGCCUUAAAUCAAAAGCGAUUGCGAAACGCAUGGUCCCUGGCUAAAAGAUGCUUUCACGAUAACCAGUGUGUGCCCUUCAUUCUUUUUUGGUUCUCCACUAUACACAUUAUCUUCUUCCGUCGUUUUAAACUCUUCACUUUCUUCUCGCACUUACUUGUUUUGCUCUUUAGAGAAACGGUCCCCUAAAAGUAUUAAAAGAAAGCCGAAAUGUCCAGCAGCUUGCAUGCGCCAUUUUGAAAUGUGUGAAUUCUCUUAUUUCCAAUUUAUGUAAACCUGCACGAAAUGUCACUUGUGCCCAAUACUUCACCGCAUUUAUUGAACAUAAACAUUGGAUCAAAGUAAUAACUUGUUUGUCUCUUUCAUAAAACAUAUCCCAUUCAAACUAAUUCUGUACCUUUUCAUCAACCAAAUACAUAAAAAGAUAGUGUACAUGUUUGUCUCGUUCUUAAAAAAUGUGUCCCAUUAUUGCUUUAUGAGGUGGGGCCAGAAAUUUAGAAAAUAUAUUGUUUUUUUGCGCUGAGACCACCAAACCAAUUCUCAGUACAAUAUGUGUUCCAUUAAAUUGCUAAUGCUAAUGCUCGUCGAAACACGUCACCCAGCCUUUUUACCUUCUAUUUUAACAAUUGCCUGAGAGUCCCUGUGAACGACAUUAAUCGUUUUGCUUACAUAGCGCGACCACCAAAAGUCGGCUGGGAAUGACACUAAUCGUUUCUACUUACAUAGAGUAGUUAUCCAAAAUCGACUAUUUCAACAUGGCCGCCGCGCCUAUAUAACAACUACGACACCUUACACGUUCAUGUUCUGUGAAACUGCAAUGAACCAGCUCGUUUAUAUAUACUUGUACGAUUGAACGCCAUUAUAACAAACAGGAUGGAUAUACAAGGCAAUACGGACCAUCUAAUUAUCUGAAUGCGUAGCCAAGAACCAACCUGGAUUCCUCAUAACAUAAUAUAUAGAUUUAGCCAGGGCUAAAAGCGAGGCUCCCAUUAGUAAAUUUAUAAUUUAAAUUAAACAAUAAACUUGUAUUCGAAUUCCACAAUUCAGUUAACUUUAGAGCACAUUUAUGUGACUUUUGAGGGAAAGGCUACCUGAUUUUAGAGAAAAAUAAUUUGCAAACAGCCCAAGAGUGAACCAAAUCUUACAUCGAGUUGAUAGCCUCAUAUAUAUGUACACUCAAAAACUGGUAAUCAUCUUUUAUCACAUUUAAGAGCCGUAAUGGCUAUUGAUCACCGUAGAUCAAUUAGGCUUAGAAAAAAAACCAGGCCAACGUUUUGGCGUUCGACAAGUUUACUUUGCAAAAUCUUGCCAACAAAUCUGGGUGCGUGUAAACCAACCUUUUAUACCAUGGACAGAAAGCAGCAUUUCACAAUACAAAUUGCUCUCAUUCAAUAUUCAUAAACUGUUAAAAAAAUUUUCCAAAAUCACCUAUACGGCCAUCCGGUUCUCACUUUUGUAGUGCGAGCUGUAGCGAGUGUUUGAAUGAACAUUAACAGAGUUACGCUCCAAGAUAAUAAAGAAUUUAUCAUGUUUAUUUUUUAUUUGAUGGUUUAACGCGCGGCAUUUUGAGAACUCCUGCAAGCGAUGUUCACUGAACGACUUAAAACAAUCGGCAUAGCGAUUAAAAUUGCAAGAGAGACUACUAACAAUCAAUAAAAGAAAUAUAAUUCGGUGAAACAUAAACAGAGACAACAAUUUUCAUUCAGGAAGACAAGUAUUAAAGUGUCCCUAAAUAUCCUGAAUCUUCAAGCUUCAAGCUUAAGUUUGCUGAAGUUUAUGUUUUAAGCCAGCUUCCUGGUGUUUGUUUUUUCAAAGACGAACUCGAGGCAAGAAAAUCGCUCAAAGCUUUCUUUUCCGGCUGGAAUUAUAACUAAAGAUUCUUUGGAACAUUUUCUUUCUAUUUGCGGUGAGAAACUGUCUAAAGGCUUUUUAAAGUUCUGUAAGAUUAUAUCAAACCAGAUACUCGGUGAGAUCGUUGUCUCAAAUCUUACAAACGCGCAUAAACUAAAUUCCCGCAUAAACUACGCUCCACUUCAUUAAAUUAGAUACAAAAAACAAACAUGAAAUACAAUCAUUUCUCUGGCUUACCAUUCGAGAUGCAGCUCCUGAAAGUUAUCAGGUAAAGCCAGUAUCGCUUCAGACUUUGCAAUCCUCUUACGCAUCAAGCAAGGUGAAAAGGAAAACGAUGCCAUCCGAAAUCGGAUUUCCGACUUUGACAAGCGACGUUUUCUCAACCAAAAACCCAAUAAACAAACUAGCCAUGAGUAACAGAAGACUCCUGAUAGCAGCUGAAUUUCAUUUUGUACAUCCAGUGGAAAAAGACAGUUAAAAACAUCACAAGUUGACACAAAACUCUGUCAGCUUCAGCUGUUAAAGUAAACAAGAUUCAAGAUGCUGCAUAAAUUUUGCGCAUGAACUCACCUGUCAAAUUUUGACCAAUCAGAGCAUAAAAAUUGGACGUAGAGCGUGACCAACGCGUGACCAUUGUGAGAAAAAACAAAAGCAACUGUCUUCCCUGCCUGUAACAGCUGGCUGAAUUUUCACGUCCGAGGUCAGUUUGCAAUCAAAAUUUUAAUUGUGCAGCACAUAAACACAACAUAUUUCAUAUGAAUUAAGAAAAAAAAUUGAACUUGAGCCUGCGAUCACUUGAAAACUAGUUUACUUGUCAGCGGAUAACACCUGAGCCCGCGAUACGGUUAAGUGAUACUGGUCAGCGGGUACUCUGUUUUGACAGCUGUCAAUUGAUCAAAACAUUAAUGUCCAAUAUGUGUGCAUUAUCAGUUUUCCUGUGCUCCCAAACUAGUAAAAGUAUGAGAUUGAACGUUGUUCGCGAUCUAGUAAAACAGUUAACUGGUCAGCGGACAGCUUCCAAAUAAAUCACGUCACCUCGAUGAGUUGACACAUGAGCCCGCGAUAUGGUCAUGGGAUACUGGUCAGUGGCUAUCCUGUUUGGACAGCUGUCAAUUGACCAUAUUGUUAAUGUCCUAUAUUAAAGAUGUGGACUUGCCAAGACACGCCUGAGACACCCCUCCCUUCCUUUUGAUAGUCUCCCCUACCCCACCCAUACAAUCUGUAGACGCGUACGUACGUACGUACGUACGUACGCUCGGUCAAUCACGUGACAACCAAACGAAAAGAGGUUGACCAUAUUCCAUGGGUAUGCAUGGGGCUCUGUCCCACGCGCGCUUCGCGCGCGCGGGAGCCCCGCUAUAAUGUUGAACUGUCGCUAUUCAAACAAUGCCUACAAGCCUGGAAAAUUAAGGAUACCUAUCUUGGAUUUUUUGGUAAGAAAGUUGCCAUGAACAUUACGAAGAUUACCAUUUACUGAUAAUCGAAUACAACUCGGUGGCCAUUCGAUUUGAAUUGAGCAAGAAAUUAGUUAUAAGUGGUAAUUCCCGACCAAACAGUCUUGUCUGGGACGAAUUUCAAAUCACAAGAGGUUAUCAAUUAAAGGUAAAAGCAUUAAAAACAGAUUAAUGACACUUAAGUUACAGUAGCGUUGUCAUUAUUAGUAUACAAUUAUACUACUGGAAACAUUUCUAUAUUAAUAUGUGGUUAACUAUUUGGCAAUUAAUAGCCAUUUCAAAAGGGACCCUUUGCUAUGUCAUUUCAAUUUGUCUUGACAAAUUAGGUAUUUCAUCGAGUAAUUGCCAUUUCUGCCAAAGCACGUUUUAAGAACGAGGCCAACAUGCACUCUACAUUUUUUUUUUAUUUGUGGUUGAUGAAAAGAUACAGAAUUAGUGCACGCCAUUUUCGCCAAAAUCGUCACUUUCCAAAGGGCCCCUUUGCCAUCUCAUUUGAAUUUUUGUUUAUAAUUUGGCAAUUUCGGCGAUUAAUCGCCAUUUCCGCCAAAUACGCCAUUUUCGCCAAUAUCGCCACUUUCCAAAGGGCCCCUUUGCCAUCGUGUUUGAGUUUUUGUUUACAGUUUGGCGUGUUUGGCGAUUAAUCGCCAUUUCUGCCAUUUUCACCAAAUACGCCAUUUUCGCCGAAAUCGCCACUUUCCAAAGGGCCCCUUUGCCAUCUCAUUUGAAUUUUUGUUGACAGUUUGGCGAUUAAGCACCAUUUCUGCCAUUUUCGUCAAAUACGCCAUUUUCGCCGAAAUCGCCACUUUCCAAAGGGCCCCUUUGCCAUCUCAUUUGAAUUUUUGUUUAUAGUUUGGCGAUUUUGGCGAUUAAUUGCCAUUUCUGCCAUUUUCGCCAAAUACGCCAUUUUCGCCAAAUUCGCCACUUUGCAAAGGGCCCCUUUGCCAUCUCAUUUGAAUUUUUGUUUAUAGUUUGGCGAUUUUGGCGAUUAAUUGCCAUUUCUGCCCUUUUUGCCAAAUACGCCAUUUUCGCCAAAAUUGCCACUUUGCAAAGGGCCCCUUUGCCAUCUCAUUUGAAUUUUUGUUUAUAGUUUGGCGAUUUUGGCGAUUAAUUGCCAUUUCUGCCAUUUUCGCCGAAAUCGCCACUUUCCAAAGGGCCCCUUUGCCAUCUCAUUUGAAUUUCUGUUUACAGUUUGACGAUUUUGGCAAUUAAGCGCCAUUUCUGCCAUUUUCGCCCAAUACGCUAUUUUCGCCGAAAUCGCCACUUUGCAAAGGGCCCCUUUGCCAUCUCAUUUGAAUUUUUGUUUAUAGUUUGGCGAUUUUGGCGAUUAAUUGCCACUUCUGCCAUUUUCGCCAAUGCGUGCAUUUCUGGACAUAUCUCAAAUAAGCUGGGAUAAUCAAGCCAAUCAGAAAAGGAUAAAUAUUUUGAGCGAAUAAUUAAUAAUUUAUAGACAUCAAUAAUUUUACAGGAGUGACAAAUCACAAUCGACAUUAUUACUAUAACUAUUAUUCAGAUUACCAUUAUUGGUAAAGGAGGGGGGGGGGGGUUGUUAAAGGUCACGUGAAGGAAUUCCUUCUACCCACACACCCUAGUGCUGGGGUUUUCAUGUAUUCCUGUGCAUUGUAUUCUCGCCAGCAAUGUUCCAUGACAAUUAAUUUGCUUACUUAUUAAGAUAUUUGAUGAAAUUUUUAGUUAAUCGAGAUAAAAAAUUUGUACACUCUGCUUGUCAAAUAUUGUUUGUUACAUUUCAGCUGUGCCAUUAAAACUUGAAGAAAAAUUCGACGUGACAGACCAUGCCCAAAAGGUGGAUUGUAUUAUUACCGGACCUUAUCUAAGUAAGCUAGCAAAAAUACAAUCCUUAAUUUUAGACCUCUUUCAUAAUGGCGGGCUAUUAACAUAUUACUUUUAUGCGUAUGAUGAUUAGCCAUUUCCGAGUUACAAAAACUCUCACUUUAAACACAAGGCUUAGUGCGAGACCUUUCAUGUGAAAAAGAGGUUUAUUUGAAUUAGAAUAAAAAUCAUUUUCUUAUCAAUGGCUUUGCAGUUAGGUUCCCUUUCAAAACAAAGUUUUGGCGCAACUUGGAAAUGGUCUAUUUAUUGAAACGACAUCCUUUUAUAUAUUAGGGCCUGUUUACAUGGAGGUGGGGGACCCCAGGUAGGUGAGGUAACCCGCUUUGGUGGGUAACCCGCCUGCCCACAUAAUCUCUCAUUUUAAUUUGAUCACGUUUGCAUGAUAGCUGGGGUGACCCGCCGCAUGUUACCUCACCUAUCUGGGGUCCCCCACCUCCAUGUAAACAGGCCAUGAGAAGAGAACGUUAAUAGCGCGUGAACGUAUGCGCAGUAAGGAUGCUCAACGCAGCACUAAGGAAAAACCUUGAAUGAAAUUGAAAAACUAUGACACACUGCCAUAAAAGGACUGAAUUACCCUAUAAGGGAGUGAACAAAACCCGCUGUCAGAUACCUGUGCCACCUGUACACAGUUUACCGCGAAUCAAGGAUUUUUCAAAAAUACUUCCACGCUAAGGCCCUUCGCCUUGAAUACUCCGGUGCCGACUAAGUAGGCUAAGGUUUAAUUUAGAAUCCUUUUUAUAAUCAUUUCGGGAUUUUGAUUACUGGCCGCUUAAAGAGAGUGGCCGCCUUGCCAAGAGAACUUUGAAAUGUUCCCUUCAAGGGAACAUUUGUUUUUGCUUUUUUCAGUUGUUUUUGCUCUUUGAUAGACACAGCCACCAGUGACGUUAACAAAUUAAGGCAUAAAAAAAGGUUAUUCAUAAAUAUUUCUUUAUGGUGGACAGUGCACUUAGCUUAUCCAGCCAGCUCACAGGAACUCCACACAAAAUUAGAAACACACUCUUGGUAAGCGAGGAUACUUCCACGCUUAGGCCUUUGCCCUAAAUACACCUUCACCGACUACGCAGGCCAGGUUUAAUUUACAAUUAUUUCGGGAUUUUGAUUACUGACCGCUUAAAGAGAGUGGUUGCUUAUUACUUUUUUGGCCAAGAUAAGUUUAAAGCUUUUCUUGUUUUUUUUUUUUCUUUGACAGAAAAACCAAAAAAGAACAAGAAGAAGAAAAAAACUUGGAAGACCUUUAUUUUGACACGAUAGUAAUAAAGGGUGAAGAGUUUGUGGGAUCGUUGUGCAC